Messenger RNA from Closterium sp. NIES-65, 966 nucleotides. The record is from the annotation of a GenBank genome assembly. Lineage: Eukaryota; Viridiplantae; Streptophyta; Zygnematophyceae; Desmidiales; Closteriaceae.
AUGGCUACCCCUAGUGUCCUCGCUUUUGACGCCCGGGGUAGUGCCAUUGACUUUGACGUCUGGGUAGAUGACCUGCAGCUUUUCUUACAGUGCGAUGGGGCAGAUGGCCUCUCCCUCUUUGACCUCACUUCUUGUGCCUCUCCUGCCCCCGCUGCUAAUGCUGACGCCACUGUUCGCUCACAGUGGGCCACGCGCGAUGCUGCUGCACGUCUUGCUGUGCUUGCACGCUACUCCUCCCCUGCCACUGCUGCACUGAGCCGCCUCAUGCUACCGUACCUCUUCCUUGACCUUGCUGCCUUUCCCACACUCACUGACCUCACUACGCACCUCCGCACUAGUGACACUCGCUACCGCACUGCGCUUCCUGCUGAGUUCUGCGCCAAGAACCCUCCCCCCAUGUACAUCACCCUCUACUACAUAGUCGCCCGUCUCCCUGACACCCUCCGCGUAGUCAGGGACCACUUUCUCUCUGUGUGCCCCACCACUCUCACCGUUGACCUCCUCGAGAAGGCCCUCCUAGUAGCAGAGAAGAGCAUAGUCGCUGUAGGAGCCUCUCGUGAUGACCCCCGCACCCCCGUCUUUGAGGGGUGUUCUCCCUCCCCCCUCUUGCCCUCUGUUGCUUCUGCUGUUGCGGCCGACCUCGUUGGUUUCGAGUCGGUCGGCGCUACGUCUGCCCAUUCUGGGAAGCGCCGCACAGGCAAGGGCAAGGGGGGCAAGGGCGCUGGAGGAGCUAGCGGGGGCGGUGGAGGUGGCGGUGGAGCUGGCGGAGGGGGUGGGGGUGGUAGUGGGAGUGGUGGCGGAGGUGGAGGUGUCGGUGGCGGCAGUGGAGGCGGAGGCGGAGGCGGCGGUGGCGGUGGGAGCGGAGGUGGCGGAGGUGGCAGCGGAGGAGGAGGCGGAGGCGGAGGAGGUGGAGCUGGUCGGGGUGGCGCUCCGCAGAGGGGCGGCUCCGGUGGUGGUCAGCGCUAG